This is a messenger RNA of Echinostoma caproni, 273 nucleotides long. NCBI's taxonomy places the organism in Eukaryota, Metazoa, Platyhelminthes, Trematoda, Plagiorchiida, Echinostomatidae. The record is from the annotation of a GenBank genome assembly.
AUGAUGCAAGAAAGGAAAGCAGUGAUCAAAAAUGCUGACAUGUCCGACGAGAUGCAACAGGAAGCGGCCGAUUGCAGUGGUGAGGCGUUGGACAAAUUCACCGUGGAAAAAGAUAUCGCGGCUUACAUCAAAAAGGAAUUCGAUCGGAAAUACGGGCCAAAUUGGCAUUGUGUAGUCGGACGACAAUUCGGAAGCUACGUGACCCACGAGAGCAAGCAUUUCAUCUAUUUCCACAUCGGUCAAUAUGCCAUUCUUUUGUUCAAAUCCGGAUAA